AAACCAUGUCGAAUAUAAUAUAGUUUUUAUGCUGAGAUUGAAGGUUGUGGAAAGUGAGGAAGAUAAUAGGUUUAGGGAACAGUAGAGUAGUGCAGUAAAGGGUUUGAAGAUAAUAUUACUAUUAUGUUUGAUAUUUCAAUAAUCCCAAUUGAAUUAUGUUCCCAAGUUGAUUCAACAAUGGUGGAUCCAAAGGAACCUUUGGUAUUUCCUCCAAUCAACCACGAAAAUCUCCAAAUUCUCUCAUUAGAUUCAGACCAACACGUUCCUCACUCACCUCCUUCACCCCAACCCGUCAAUUCUCACCUUAGGGGCUGGAUUGGUAUGGGUUUCCACAUUUUGCGUUCCAAAAUCUCUUCUUUGAGGAAGAGAGGGGCAAUUUGGUCAAUUGGGGUGUCCGCUGCGGCGCUGCUAAUGUCGUGCUGGAUCAUCGGCACCAUCAGGAAGAAGAGGACCCUCACACCCAAUGAAGCUCGUCUCAUCAACAUCAUCAAGGACAAAGAUGGGAAAAUUGCCCAACUCUUGCACCAGAUUGCAGAAAUGAAUAAGAUACUUAUAGAUCGUCACAAAGCAUUGGCUGCAAAAGUGGGGGAUUGAUUCCCUAAAGGUUGUGACUGUGAGCAUUGAUCAAGAGCUUCACCCUAGGCUGAUUAUCACUGAUGCUGCUAUUUUCUUCUUUUUUUAUGUUGAAAUAUCACUGUUUGCAUGUGCAUUUUGCAAUUUGCUUGUAUUCUGCAUGUGAGAGUUAGGUUGUAAAUUGACAGAAGAGCUAAUUGUCAUUCUUCGCACAUGUUCCUGCUGCAGCCGAGUGAUUGAACAGUCCUCACAACUGGCUUCUCAAACCUAAUCAAAGGAAAUUGGCUGAUGAAUGAAGUGCCAACUUUUGGGUUAUAUCAUUAAUCUGCAACAACUUGACGAAUGAAGUCUAAUGAUUCAUGAAUACUAGUUCAGAAGGUAGCCACAGAAUUUACGCAGGGAAGCUGGCAGAACACUCUAACUUUACUAAUUGUUAGUUCACUAGGUUUUUUGUCCUCAGGUGGAUUGCUCAUGUUGCAUCUAUUUAGGCCCUUCAUGUUAACUUAAGGACUCGCACCAUAUUUGGUUAGCUUUUGGAAAAUCCCAUUCUUUUAUUUACUCUAUCUGAGAUGCAUGUCGUAGAUCAACCAAAAAUGUAUAUUCUUAUUAUUAUUAAAAGAAACUGUUUGAUGUUUUCGAAGGAUUA
Messenger RNA from Cajanus cajan (pigeon pea), 1219 nucleotides. Lineage: Eukaryota; Viridiplantae; Streptophyta; Magnoliopsida; Fabales; Fabaceae. The record is from RefSeq and is a predicted model, not a curated record.